This is a messenger RNA of Aedes albopictus (Asian tiger mosquito), 2359 nucleotides long. RefSeq lists its product as uncharacterized. Lineage: Eukaryota; Metazoa; Arthropoda; Insecta; Diptera; Culicidae. Bases 14 to 2206 code for a protein of 730 amino acids. The record is from RefSeq and is a predicted model, not a curated record. The transcript is spliced from 2 exons.
AUAAGUGCUUGAAAUGUAUGGCAAGUGUCAGUUUUGUGAAGACUGUUGCAAAGAACGUGUGUUUGGUGCCUCACACACAAAAAAAACUGGUGGAAAGUUCAGUCAAUUGCGGUUCGGAUACUUUAUAUUCAGCGUUGAAACUACACAAUAUUGCAUAUGCAAAAUGCUGCACUCAAAGCAAAACGUUAUUGAUCCAGAAAUCACACCGCUUGUGGCGUAUGAAAGCACCAUCAAGUCUGGAACUCACGGUGAUGUGUACCAAAAGCAGUUAGCCCAACUUCUUUUGCUUAGACUGACACGAGAAGGAAAGGAUUUCAACUUGGCUUAUGAACUGACAUUCGCGGAUAAGUUUGAUCACGUGGUACUGUACGAUAAGACAGCCAAGCAAUGGACUUUUCUACAAUCAAAACAUGCUGACGGCGAAGAUUCAAGGAUAGAUCUCAAUGGCUUGCUUCCUAAUGCGAAUCGGGAGAAAGGGGAUUUCAAUUUGUACAAAUAUUUCACUUCUUACAUGUUAAUUCGAGACAGGUUCAAAGGCAAACUUAAGUUUCUGCUGUUUACCAAUAAGAAACUUGAUGAAAAGUUGAAUUCCGCAGGAGAUUGCAUCUCCAUCGAAAAUCGAGAUGCAGACGAAUAUCUCCGCUUUACUUUUAAAGGAGCAACGCAGAAAGUUCUUACACCGACUGACACGACCAUUCAAUCAAUCAUGGAAUACGCCAACAAUGAUUUUGAUUCCCUGGUGAAAGCUCUUAAGAAACUUUUCAAUGCAGGAACUAUUACGAACGAGUUACGGAAAUACAAAGCUUAUUUAAGUGAUAUUUUGAAGGAGUCGGAAAACAACCAUAUAAGUUUCCAAGAUGCCUUCAACGACUCAUUGAUUUUCAUUGCUGAACUAUACAAAGUACUUCAACCAGAGCUACACAAUAUGAAACCAAUUGUUAAGCCACCAGAAUUCAACGUCAAUAAACCGCAAAAUGUGUAUGCAAGCUACCCACUAGUGGGGGGUCAGGAUUUCGACAACUUGAUUGCCGCCAUCAAAGAUCUUUUUCGUUGCGGAACUGUAUCUGCUCAUUUAAAGAAGUACGAAAAUCUUUUAGCUUUGAUUCUAACAACAACCGCGAAUGGUCAGCUGGUAUUCAAAGAUACAUUCAAUUGGGAUCUAAUUUGUAAAGCUGAACUGUAUCGAAAAUUGAAAACUGAGUUGAGUGACAUGAAUAAGAAGGUUAUUACGAAGGAGAAACUGUUCGAUGGAAAGGAUUCACGGAACAAACACCAUUCAUCAUUAUUCUAUGUGGACGCAUCUGAUGUGAGAGAUUUUUUUGAGCACCUCACAUUAUCAGUGCAUCAACCGGAUGAGUUGGAAUUCUUCAUCGUCGAGGAGUUGCACUUGUGGAUGAGGCAGUGGCUGCGACCCGACGUUUUAGGUAAGCUAACCGAAGUCGAUGAUAAAAAAGCGGUGAGAGAUUUGCAUGAUUAUUUUGACGCAGCGCUUCAGUGCGAACAAGGCAAUUCCAAACCAUACUUAGAUCAAGAUUUUGUCGCGCAGUAUUUCAACAGGUUACGGUCCAAAAUUGUAGAAAUGUAUCCGAUAUUGAAUGUAACCAAUCAGUUAUAUAUUAACAGAGUGAUUACUUUUGUAAAAGAGGAAAAGAGGUGCAGAGGAAAAAUAAUAUCUGAAGUAGUUUGGGGUUUUGAAAAAAAUGCUUCACAUAUUAUUGAUUCAAGCAUACCUGUGCUCGAAAUGACUAACAAAAUAUCUCAUGCAAACAGAAUGGUACUUAGUUCAUUUGAAGAAAAAUUGAAAUGUGAAAUACAUGAAAUAUAUGAUAGAAUAACGCUUCUUAAUGGAACAUACAAGAAAAUGUCAGAUAUACAGUUUGUAGCAAAUCUCAAGCCUAUGUUUUCACAUAAUCGGUGUUUAGUUUUAACAGCGGAGCCUGGCAUAGGUAAAACUGAACUUCUCCACUAUGUUGCGCUAGAGCAUCAAAAACUCACAUCAGGAGCAGUUUUCUUAUUUCACUUGAACAGAAUACAACAUUCAAAAGACGUUUUAGGAAACGUUUCAUCAUUAGAUAUUCUCAAAUCUGCGUUAUCUCAAAAAAAUGUUGAACUCAUACGAAGCGUUUUGAAUAAAAAAAUGAUGAUCAAAUUACGAUGCUCUUUGAUGGGUAUGACGAAAUUCAUGAGAAAAAUCGUAACAAAAUAGACAAUCUACUUGAAUUAUUAAUGAAAUCAAAACAUAUUCAACUCGUUAUAAGUGCAAGAAGUCAUGAGAAAAGUUCAUUGCAGAGCUUUUUUCAGAAACACAGUAUGAAUGUCAGAUACUUUUCAUUACAACCAUUUAGCAGUAACAAUAUAA